Messenger RNA from Plasmodium malariae, 1455 nucleotides. RefSeq names its product mitochondrial-processing peptidase subunit beta, putative (gene MAS1). Gene Ontology annotation, molecular function: metal ion binding; metalloendopeptidase activity. NCBI's taxonomy places the organism in Eukaryota, Apicomplexa, Aconoidasida, Haemosporida, Plasmodiidae. Gene Ontology annotation, biological process: proteolysis. The transcript has a single exon. Bases 1 to 1455 code for a protein of 484 amino acids. The record is from RefSeq and is a predicted model, not a curated record. Gene Ontology annotation, cellular component: mitochondrion.
AUGCUCCUUCUCCGGAAAAGAGUGCAAAGUACCAUUGUUUGGACCCACGGGGGGAGCAUUUUCUCUUUUGCUCGAAGGAACAAAACAACACAAAACCUAGCGCAAGAAAUAGCCAAUCAGACAAUUACAAAAGUUAGUGAAUUACCGAAUAAGCUAAAAAUUGCUACAGUAAAAAAUAGCUGUGAAAUACCUACAGUAGGUAUAUGGAUAAGUAGUGGGAGUAAAUAUGAAAACAAGUAUAACAACGGUGUUGCACAUUUUUUAGAGCAUAUGAUAUUCAAGGGAACACGUAAAAGAAGCAGAAUACAGUUAGAAAAAGAGAUAGAAAACAUGGGAGCACAUUUAAAUGCAUAUACAGCUAGAGAACAGACGGGUUACUAUUGCAAAUGCUUUAAAGAAGAUAUAAAAUGGUGUAUUGAACUGUUAGGGGAUAUACUAACGAAUAGUGUAUUUGAUGAAAAUUUAAUAGAAAUGGAAAAGCAUGUAAUACUAAGAGAGAUGGAAGAAGUAGAGAAGUCAAAGGAUGAAGUAAUUUUUGAUAAAUUACACAUGACUGCUUUUAGAGAUCAUCCAUUAGGAUAUACUAUUUUAGGACCUGUGGAAAAUAUAAAAAAUAUGAACAGGCAAGAAAUUUUAAAUUACAUACAGAAAAAUUAUACAUCCGAUAGAAUGGUUUUAUGCGCAGUUGGAAAUGUAGAACAUGAACAGAUUGUUAAGUUAGCUGAACAGAAUUUUGGUCACUUCAAACCGCAGGAAAAAGCUAUAUUGACAAAAAAUAAUAUAGAUGAAAAACCAUUCUUUUGCGGUUCCGAAAUCAUUGUUAGAGAUGAUGACUCAGGGCCAAGUGCACAUGUAGCAGUUGCAUUUGAAGGAGUAGAAUGGAAAUCACCUGACUCUAUCACCUUCAUGUUAAUGCAAUGUAUAAUUGGUAGUUACAAAAAAAAUGAAGAGGGUAUAGUACCAGGUAAAUUAUCUGCUAACAGAACUGUUAAUAAUAUAUGUAAUAAGAUGACAAUAGGAUGUGCUGACUAUUUUACUUCUUUCAAUACAUGUUAUAAUAACACAGGUCUAUUUGGCUUUUAUGUACAAUGCGAUGAGCUAGCUGUUGAGCAUGCCCUUGGUGAAUUAAUGUUUGGUAUUACUUCCUUAAGUUAUAGUAUUACAGAUGAGGAAGUAGAGCUAGCCAAAAUUCAAUUAAAAACGCAGCUUAUUAGUAUAUUUGAAUCAUCAUCUACCUUAGCUGAAGAAGUGUCAAGACAGAUAUUAGUUUACGGAAGAAAAAUUCCAUUAGCAGAAUUUAUUUUAAGAUUAAAUGAAAUAGACACAGAUGAAGUAAAGAGAGUUGCUUGGAAAUACCUCCAUGACCGCGAUAUAGCUGUUGCUGCCAUAGGUGCAUUGCAUGGUAUGCCUCAGUACAUUGAUCUACGCCAAAAAACCUACUGGUUGAGAUAUUAG